Molecule: messenger RNA, 1254 nt
Organism: Nylanderia fulva
Lineage: Eukaryota; Metazoa; Arthropoda; Insecta; Hymenoptera; Formicidae
Source: RefSeq, a predicted model, not a curated record
GAAAGUCUCGCAUCGCGCGCAGAAUAAGAUUCACUAAUAAAACUAGAAUCGGACAAACUUCAAAGAGGAAAUAACAUCAGUAUUAAAAAUAUAGAUAUUUCACCAACGUGUUUAAGAAUAAAUAUCUCACUAUGCCAAAAACUGAAGAUCUUUCUACACUUUCGGCAGAAAAAUUACAGGAGUUUUUAUCAUCUUUCGACACAGUUUUAUCCGACAUUGAUGGAGUCGUAUGGCAAAUUGGUCAUCCUAUCGAGGGCGCUUUUGAAUCUUUAGCGUCAUUGCAAAAAUUGGGAAAAAAGAUAUAUUUAGUGACGAAUAAUACCGAAAAUUCGGAUGAAACUUAUAUUGAAAGAGCUCAAUGUGCUGGUUUGCAUUUGAAUCCAGAUGAUAUAAUUACUAUCGUCAAAGUGAUGAUCUGGUACUUGAAUAAGAUCAAUUUUCACGACAAAAUUUUCGCCAUCUGUUCGGAUGAAUCGCGGAAUAUUUUAAGAAAAGCAGGAAUACGAUUAACGACAGAGGAACCAAAAACUCACGAUAAAAAUCCUACUGCGACUGUAAAGGAUGUCAUAGAUCGACCAUCUGUGAAAGCUGUAAUUCAUGAUUUCGAUACUAAGUGUAACUGGUCAAAAUUAGCUUUGGCCGUAUCAUGCCUUGAACGUGAAGAUGUAUUAUUUCUAGCAGGGGCAGUAGAAGAAUGGAUACAUGUAGACGCAGUACCUUCUAAAAUAAGAAUCUUAGGUUCUGGACCGCUCAUACGCCUUGUCAGCGAACAAAGCGGAAGAAAGCCAAUUGUAUGUGGCAAACCCGGCAAAAUUUUGAAAGACUAUAUUUUCGAUACUUACAACUUGACCGAACCACAAAAAUGUUUAUUCAUUGGCGAUACGAUUAAUCAGGAUAUGAGAUUUGCCUCUAUAUGUGGAUUUAAGAAACUUUUAGUUGGCACUGGAGGUGAUUCUCUAGAAAAAGCACAAAAAGAGAUCGAUACCUAUCCUGAUUACUAUCUUCCUGCUUUAAGCCAGCUAUUUUCCACACACAAAAAUUUACAAUUUUUACGUACUAUCAAUCAAGAGGACAACUAAUCCACAUAUCCUUAAAAAAAUAAUAAUAAAUCAAUCUCAUAUUGUAAGGCACUAUCUGUCGUUAAAUUGGCAGCAAUUAAUUUACAAAAAGUUAUUAUAGAGAAUAGUUAUAUCUGUAGUGUUAAAUUGUGUUGAAAUGUAUUUUUUAAAACAAAUAAUUAUCUUGUAACAAUUA